This is a messenger RNA of Metarhizium robertsii ARSEF 23, 1443 nucleotides long. Its product is annotated as proteinrelated to hydroxyproline-rich glycoprotein. Lineage: Eukaryota; Fungi; Ascomycota; Sordariomycetes; Hypocreales; Clavicipitaceae. The transcript has 2 exons. Bases 1 to 1443 code for a protein of 480 amino acids. The record is from RefSeq and is a predicted model, not a curated record.
AUGGGCGAGUCUGCACCCUCCGCAGACGCCGAGUCCUCUGAUGGCCCCUCGAAACCCAGCAAACCACACAUCCUCCCGGACGUCGUCAACAUCACUCCCAUCGGUGAUAUCAUUCUUUCCGUAACCUUCGAAACAUCCGCCGAGACACUCAGGAAAACCCGCAAGGCGGCCCUCUCUGCCUCCCGCAUAUCCAGCCUCCCCAAUGGCCCAUCCGCGCCGCCACAGGUCUUGAAGCCCAAGGUCACCAUUGCAUACCGCGUACAGCUGGACAUGCUUAAGACACACUCCCAGUACUUUGGCAAUUUGCUCACAAACCCGCAAUUCCGGGAAGCCAAACUCAUUACCGCUGUCCAUGCCGACCUAGCUGGCAGAAAGAUAAAGACUUCAGAAGCAGAUCCAGCUGAGCUGCCUCGUGUGAAAAUUACAGACGAUGAUGAGGCGACGCAGUCUGCGGGGAGGGAAUCCGUAUUUGAGGACAUGCUUCGCAUCAUCCACCAGGUGCCUAUCAAGACGACUCGCACGGUCAUGUCGUAUGCGACCACGUUGGCGUUGCUAGCAGAUCGAUUCGACUGCCGCGCCCCUGUGUCUCGAGCCCUCAUGGACAUCAAGUUCAAGUGGCCCCUGACCAACACCCGCCCGUACCUGGAUGAGUCGGGACGUGUGACGGAGACGGAGAAGGUCUUGCGUCAGAAGAUUCUCGUGGCCUGGCUCUUGGGGCAGCCGAUGCGUUUGCACCAGGCCAGCAGGGAACUAGUCAUUCGGGGCUCACGGCUCUGGGGCGUAUACGGCGAAGAGGACGAAGUACAGGGCGCAUGGUGGCAUCUCCCGGAAGGCAUAGAAGAAGAACUCCGGUACCGUCGAGAAUGUAUCCUGGACACCAUAGCCUCCAUUCAGCGCCAUUUUCUUACCCUGUACGCUUCUCGUAAUCGCCAGUGCAAGCUGGGGUACGACUCCAGCACCGCCUGCGACUCGUUCCAGUUUGGCCAGAUGCUGAAAUUCCUCCUGUCAAAGGAUCUGCUGCACCUCGUGGACUUUGCGCCGUCGUCGGUGGACAACGUGCCGGAUACGUCAAUGGUGGAUAUAGACGAGCUGUUGGGGACCUUGAAACAGUGUCCCAAUUACCAGAUUGACAAGCACCACACAAAUUGCGGGCUGAGGAUUCGAAUUGAUCCCAUUCUAGACUAUGUUAGGGCCAUGGUAGGUGCGGGCGUGGUGGCAAUUCCGCUGGCAGAUUGGAAGCGAAGGAGGGCAGAUGUUUCGUGGUUGAAUGAGAAGGAGGGCUUGAGGAAUGUCAGAGACGCGGAAGAGGGUUCCAAUGCGUUUGCCUUUACGAGGGCCCUGGCGACCGAUCAGAGGUUGAGAUAUGAGGGCGCUUUAUAUGCAGAUGGGAUGGCGAGGCGGCUGUUCACUGCGGAUACAUGGGAUUGGACACCAGAGGCCUAA